AUGGCAUUCCUAUUCCAUUCUUCCACUCCGUCAUACGCUUCCGAACAGCUAUCAUCGCACCUAUCUUCGUUAUCGACAUCACCCAUAUCGACACCUCCUUCCCAGCCCAUAGUAGCGAGCAGCAGUACGAGCACAAACGAUAUCAAAGCCAAACCAGCUCAUAAACUACAAAAUGCUCUACAUGAACUAUCAUCCUCCAGAUCAAUAUCAAAAGAAAAGCUGGUCGAAGUACUGGAAUCGUUAGUGAAGACUGAACAAAACGGAAUAACGAUAGAAGAGAAAUCUGAAAUUGAUCAAGAAGUAGAAGCUGAAGUUUUAGGUAGAGCGGUGACUAUAGUGUGGAAAGAAAUAUUACAAACUUUAGUUGAAAAAGCUCUUGAAUUAGAAGAAGAAAGGAAUUGGUGGGAUGCAAGUCUGAAUUCUACUAGAGGUGUUGGCGUUUACCUCUUACAAACAAUGCCACAUCGUAUAUACGCAGCUUUACCACCUCGGUCAAAAUUCCUUAGACCCGAAUUGAAAGCGUUCAAAUUACCAAGAGAAGCUUUAUUCAAGCCGAUCCGAACACGAACAUCCGCAACGUUGAUAUCAAUAACGUCACCAUUCAACUUGACUAGAAGAGAAAUGUUAUCAUCAAGAAGUGAAUUAAGUCGUACUCGUGAUGAAAUCGCACAGAAAAUCGGUAUAUUAGCUUCAAAAGGACCCAAUUGGUCUUCAGAUUCAACGUCCACAAACGAAAAUUCGUCAACAGCGUCCUCGUCACCUUCAUCGACCAACGGUGUAUUUGACGCCAAGAGUGAAACUGAAAGAAUAUUCAAAGUACUUUAUAAUGUCCUAGAACUCGAAUCAGUUCAACCUCAAUUACAACAAGCUACUCCAGUGAGAUCAUCCUCAUCAAGGAAAAGUAAAAGAACACCUUCACCACCCACAACUAUAUCGAUAACAACAACACCUUCUUCCUUGAUUGACAUAUUGAGAAAGCAUUUACCUAAAACGACAGAAUCAAUUGAUAAGGUUCUAACUACACAUAAACGACCAUCCGCAUUAACCAGAUUGUGGUUCCCGGCAUUAUUCCUUCCUCCAACUUUAUACUUCAUAGCCUCUGCGAUCUCUCGAAACAAGGAAUGGAUGAGAGAACAAGUUAAAAAUGGAAAAGAGACUAUCAAAGGUUUUUUCGUUCAAUGGGUUUGGGAACCGAUAGAAGAUAUAGCAAAAACUCUUAGAGGUGGAGGCGAAGGUUUAGGUGUAGCUCCCACUACUGUGAAAAGUGAUCAAGAGUCGCUCGAACGAAUGGUUCUAGAUCUAGGAAGAGAUUAUUACCAUUUAUCCGGACCUCAGUUGGAUGCUCUGGGAGAAAAAGUGAGAGCUGGUGAUAUGGAAGAGGUUUUAAGGGUCUACGAGAAGGAAAUGCAGAGCCCAGUCAAGAACGCUCUUUUGGGAAGUUUAGUCCGAACUCUAUUGAUCCAAGUACAAAAGACCAAGACCGACCUAUCACUUUCUCUAUUAUCGCUUGAUCACUUACUCCGAUCUCAACAACUCACCUUUGCUGCUGUUGGUCUCGCACCGAGUCUGCUAGUCCUUUAUGGCCUUGGAGGAUGGUUGCAGGGUGUUUGGAGAGGCGAGAAGAGAGGCAAAGGAAGGAAAAGAACGUACUUCAAUGGCCUAAGAUCAAUCGAAAGAUUACUCAUCACAUCGCCUAAACAUGCUCAAGAAUUGUCAGAGAAAGACAGAGGUUUAUUGAUUGUCUCAGUCAGUGGCAUGCGUACUUGGGCGACUGGAUUAUCAGGUAAUUCAAGAGAAUCAUUCAUGGACGAUUUAAGGAUGGUUGAAGAUCCAAUUUUAGGUAGAGGUGAUAAACUAAGAGUCAUAGAAAGAAUCUGGAGAUGUUGGGGUGUAGAAGGUACUAGGAAGAUUUAG
This is a messenger RNA of Kwoniella shivajii, 1914 nucleotides long. RefSeq lists its product as uncharacterized. The coding region runs from base 1 to 1914 and encodes 637 amino acids. Gene Ontology annotation, cellular component: mitochondrial outer membrane. The transcript has 6 exons. NCBI's taxonomy places the organism in Eukaryota, Fungi, Basidiomycota, Tremellomycetes, Tremellales, Cryptococcaceae. The record is from RefSeq and is a predicted model, not a curated record.